CUAUAACAACCCUAUGGCGGAAAUUCCACGUGAGGUGCUACGUUGGCUUCUCUCAUUGGAUAUUAAUUUCGAACACAAAAACCCAAAAUGGUUGGCAUAAAAUAUGUUUGUAGUAAAGUGACAAAUAGGUGUGUUUCCAAUGGCAUUAUAGUGGCUGAAAUUUUGCAUAAUUACCAACCGAGAAUGGUGAAUCUUGCGAAAUUUAUCGAUGGACAAAGUAUAAAAGUCAAACUAAAAAAUUGGGAUAUGAUCCAAAAGAUACUUCAAAGUUUGGGCAUUUAUUUGCCACCAGAUAUCAUUGAGUGUGCAGCGCAUAACAAAAGCAAUGCAGGGAUUAUUCUUUUGACUAUUCUUUACGAAAUAUUUUCAAAAAAGAAAAUGAAAGAAAUCUCAAAACCUUUAGAUCCCACAGAUUUAGAAUACCAAUUUUCCCUACCCGUGUAUGCGAGAUCAUGUCUAGCAAAGUUCAUCAAAGAUAACUUAACCUCCUCAGAGAUGGAGACCACACCAGACAUAUUUACUAACCGAAAGAAAGUUCAACUGUUGGCAUUAGCUUACAAAAGUAUGAAAAUUACUGAGAGAAUAGAAGAACCAAGGAGAUUUAGAGUAUUCCGGUCAUUAGCAUCACAGUGUCAUAGGUCAGACUUAUCAAAACCAAGUAAAAAAAUGCGUACUAACAAGGCAAGCGCCAUGAUGUGUAGUGAGUCCAUUGAUGAAACACCAUUCAACGAUAACGUUAUGACGAUCCAACCGAAGCAACAAACAGUUUAUGAGUAAACCUGAUGUGAACUCGUAAAUCAAAUUAGUGUAGUUAUUAUGACCUUUCCUUACAUUUAUUUCUACUAUUCUUUGAAUUUUACUGUCCUAUUUCCCAUGCCGUAGAAAAUAUAUUCAAGUCACGAGCGAGC
This is a messenger RNA of Schistosoma turkestanicum, 908 nucleotides long. The record is from the annotation of a GenBank genome assembly. Lineage: Eukaryota; Metazoa; Platyhelminthes; Trematoda; Strigeidida; Schistosomatidae.